Messenger RNA from Aspergillus fumigatus Af293, 465 nucleotides. The record is from RefSeq and is a predicted model, not a curated record. NCBI's taxonomy places the organism in Eukaryota, Fungi, Ascomycota, Eurotiomycetes, Eurotiales, Aspergillaceae.
AUGCAACGAGCUGCUGCCACCGCUGCAAGCAAAGAAACACCGCAGACUUCCUCCCCCGAAGGGUCCACCACUUCAACACCGAAGCGACCUAGACUUUCCAGCGAGGGCGUGUCGCAAAGUCCCGGUGCAGCACAAUCCUCAGAUUUAGAAGCUAUCUCAGCUGCUCUUGCGGCCGAGGAAGAAAAGCGAAGGGAAGCCAUCGCCAGGCAAGCUGCAGAUGCUGGCGAAACCGAAUGGGUGCUAGACUACUCUGGAGCGGAAGAUACGGGCAACGAGUAUGCAACACAACCUCUUGUCCUUGCGGCAGAGUCUCUGGACGCGGAUGACGACGAUCUGGUCCAUGGUGGUCGACAGGCUUAUGGAAAUUUCAAGCGCAAAGGCAAAGUUGAGUUAUCAAGUAUUUCUGGGGGUCGUCAUAGCUUUGGUGGGGGUGAAAAAUCGCAGAAGAAGCGCAAGCAUAAAUAA